GGGAAUCAAAAUCAUCAAGGGAACCGCAGUCACCGGAUUCAACACCAACUCAGAUGGAGUGGUCACGGAGGUCAUACUAGAGGGUGGAAGAACCCUAGAAGCUAACAUUGUGGUCGCCAGUGUCGGUGGUAAACCGGCCACCUCACUCUUCAAAGGCCAACUUGAAGAGGAGAAGGGUGGAAUUAAGACUGAUGGGUUCUUCAAAACAAGCUUACCUGAUGUAUACGCACUUGGAGAUGUAGCUACAUUCCCAAUGAAAAUGUAUGGCGAGAUGAGGCGUAUUGAACACGCUGACAAUGCUCGCAAAUCUGCUGGACAAGCAGUCAAAGCAAUCAAAGCAGCUGAGGAAGGGAAAACUGUCCCAGAUUACGACUAUCUCCCCUUUUUCUACUCUAGAUUUUUCGACCUCUCGUGGGAAUUCUAUGGAGACAACGUAGGAGAAUCUGUAAUCUUUGGAGAUACUGACCCCAAAACUCCAAAGCCUAAGUUUGGGACGUAUUGGGUUAAAGAUGGGAAAGUAGUAGGAGUGUUUCUCGAAGGAGGAACUAAAGAGGAAUACAAGGCUAUUGCUAAAGUGGCACGAGCACAACCUUCAGUUGAGAGUCUUGACGUGUUAUCCAAGGAAGGUCUUUCUUUCGCCACCAAGUUUUAAUAGCACCACUCUUUGAGACUUUGGGUCUUUGUUUGGUAUAAUUAAGUCAGAUUGAUGCAACAAUCUCUCCUUUUGUCCUUUGAUUUCGUAUGGAGCCCCUUUUCUAUUUUUGGAGAAUAAUUUAGUAUAAUAAUGUAUUUUAUUUGGUUUGAUCGAAUCAUUGGAUUUUAAAGUUCUUACAAUAUUCGAUUCAUGAUAGAUAUUCAGUUUUUGAUGCA
Messenger RNA from Camelina sativa (false flax), 870 nucleotides. Lineage: Eukaryota; Viridiplantae; Streptophyta; Magnoliopsida; Brassicales; Brassicaceae. The record is from RefSeq and is a predicted model, not a curated record.